AUGUCAGUUAAAGGGAAUUGGGAGAAACUACCAUCGGGAAAUAUUCUUCCAUCGACAUCAUCACAGAUGACUGAAAAUGGAAAUCGAAGUAGUUUUCCUUUCAAAUGUUUCAUUAUUACUCAGAUGAUUUUUAUUUGGACAAGCUAUACAAUAGUCGUGAGACAUUCUCGUUCAAACAUCCCCAAAAAUUUGCAAUACUUCCCAACAACAGUCGUAUAUCUUUCGGAAAUGAUCAAACUGAUUAUUGCUUUAUUCUUUGUCUUUCAACUCAAUAACUACAAUGUAAAAGAAUUUGCUAGAUAUAUGGCGAAGGAAUAUUUCGGGAAGCCAAAGGAUUUGCUGAAAAUGACUUUUCCGUCAGUAGCCUAUGCAUUUCAAAACAACCUUGACUUCGUGGCACUGUCAAAUUUGAAUGCGGGCAUAUAUCAUGUUACUACUCAACUUAAGGUGGUUACUACGGCUAUUUUUAUGAUGAUUAUUCUUGGACGACGAUUUUCAGGCACGCGAUGGCUUGCAAUUUUCUUACUUUUCGGUGGUGUUGCUGUUGUGGAGCUUAGCGUAAACGAAAGAAGUGUACCGGAGAAAAGCGAUGAAAAUUACAUGCUCGGAUUGAGCGCUGUACUACUCACAUGUGUGACGGCAGGCUUUGCUGGGGUAUACUUUGAAUAUAUGCUUAAAGCCGACAGUGAAACAUCGUUCUGGAUACGGAAUCUUCAGAUGUAUAGCUGUGGCCUAGUGAGCGCAGCUUUGGGAUGCAUUCUUUCUGAACGGAAUAAAAUUCUAACUAAAGGAUUUUUUUAUGGCUACAACAUUAAUGUCAUAGCUAUCACUCUGCUCUUAAGUUUAGGGGGUAUUUUUAUAUCACUUGUGAUGAAAUACCUGGAUAAUUUGUGCAAAAGUUUCGCUUCAGCAGUGAGUAUCAUCUUGGUCGUUAUGAUCUCCUAUUUAAUAUUCCACGAUAUGCAGCUGAAUUUAAUGUUUAUUACCGGUUCCAUAACUGUUUGCGGAGCAAUAUUAUUGUAUAGUUCUGUACAAGAAUGA
Loa loa (African eye worm) is the source of this 1041-nucleotide messenger RNA. RefSeq names its product UDP-Galactose transporter member. Gene Ontology annotation, cellular component: Golgi membrane. Gene Ontology annotation, biological process: pyrimidine nucleotide-sugar transmembrane transport. Bases 1 to 1041 code for a protein of 346 amino acids. Lineage: Eukaryota; Metazoa; Nematoda; Chromadorea; Rhabditida; Onchocercidae. The record is from RefSeq and is a predicted model, not a curated record. Gene Ontology annotation, molecular function: pyrimidine nucleotide-sugar transmembrane transporter activity. The transcript is spliced from 6 exons.